AUGAAGUGGUAUAGAGAAGGAGAUGUAAAUUCAAAGUACUUCCACAAGCUAAUCAAUGGUAGAGCUAGGAAGAAAUUUAUUGGGGUUGUUGAAACCUCUCAAGGUACGGUUGAUUCAGUUGAGGGAGUGAAGGAAGUUGUUCAUAAAUUUUUUAAACUGAAGUUCACGGAAGUGGGUGUGGAGAGGCCUGGGUUGGAGGGUACUUUUCUAAAAUCCUUGUCUGAAUCUGAUGUUAUUUUCUUGGAAAGGCCUUUCUCUGAAGAAAAUUUUAAAUUGGCGGUUUGGAGUUGUCGUGGAGACAAGAGUCCAGGUCCAAAUGGAUACAAUUGUGUUUUUGAAAAAUUGUUGGUCUUUUAUGAAGUUGGAAAUCUUAACUCUUGUGAAGGACUUCCAUCAUCUAGCUUUUCUUCCUAA
Molecule: messenger RNA, 414 nt
Organism: Lathyrus sativus (Indian pea)
Lineage: Eukaryota; Viridiplantae; Streptophyta; Magnoliopsida; Fabales; Fabaceae
Source: the annotation of a GenBank genome assembly